This is a messenger RNA of Trichomycterus rosablanca, 2595 nucleotides long. It is a transcript of the gene aggf1, whose product is annotated as angiogenic factor with G patch and FHA domains 1. Bases 230 to 2470 code for a protein of 746 amino acids. The record is from RefSeq and is a predicted model, not a curated record. Lineage: Eukaryota; Metazoa; Chordata; Actinopteri; Siluriformes; Trichomycteridae. Gene Ontology annotation, biological process: vasculogenesis. Gene Ontology annotation, molecular function: nucleic acid binding; protein binding. The transcript is spliced from 15 exons.
AUUGUUCGACAGCCGAAAAAGCUCAUCACACCAAAAACAUUUGACAGGUUGUUGGCACACGUCAAUGAACGUAACAGUUACGCGAAUCGCGAUGUGUAUUUGGACUUCCGAAAAUGGCGGCGUCGGUGGAAGUGGAUAAUGGAUACGCCUGUUUUUCACGUUGUAACUUACCUUAUUUUCAAACAAAUUUGCACUUGUAUGUGCUGUGCUACAAAACCACAACAUUUAUAUGUUGUUUAUUUAUUACUUGCAGGUUGAGCUAAAAGAUAAAACAAAUGCAUUGAAGAGUUUGAACAAAAACGUGGCAACAACGGUGGAGGAAAUGUCGGGAUUUGAAGUGUUGAACCUAAAAAAAGACCACCUCCUUGAUUCUGAGGUAUCAAGUUCUGGGUCUGGGUCAAAGUUUGCAGAUCAGAAGUCAAAGAUCAAAAUGGAGGUGGAAAAACUGCAACAGGAGCUUAAAAAGUGUCAAAGUGAACUUCAUAAAAUGCAGAGGCAGCUUGAACAAAGUGUAAGGCUUCAAGAGAUCACAGAGAGCUACAACCAAGACCUGAGACUACAGGUUGAGAAGUUAAGUGCUGAGCUUCAUGAGUGGAAGAAGAAAGAAAGAAAUCGAGUGGAAUCAGAGACUCAGACUGAAGAAUACAGAUGGACAGAAACAGAUUAUAGUUAUUAUUACAAUUGCUUCUAUCAGAUGGCAGAGGGAACAGGACCUCAGAAAAACUCUGAGUUCUCAGAUGUGCAUCCAACUACAACGGAAUGGGCAGCAGCCAAUUCGCCGCAAUUGGAGAAAAUCACAGACAUGGCUGAUGCGGAGAUACAGACAGGUGACAAAAGCAGCUUGUCUAUAGCAGGUAUGCUGAAAGCCACAGCAGAGGAGGCACUCAAUCAGACAGGCUUUGUUUUUGAUGAGAGUUCAGGAAUGUACUAUGAUUACGCGACCGGCUUCUAUUAUGACUCUAAUAGUCAGCUGUAUUACGAUGCUAACACAGGCAUAUACUACAGCUAUGACACUGACAGUGGGAAAUACCAGUUUCACUCUCAAAUCAAGCUUCCUGCUGUCCAGCUCUGUGAAACUGUCAAUGACCAGGAAACUACCAGCAAAUGGAAGCUCAAGAAGACUUCAGAGAGAACAGAGCUCGCAAAGACCAUGGACCAGAGUGGUAAGAAGAAGCUGAUAAAAGACACUAAGAUUAAGGAGCAGCAUGACAAUGGAAAGUGUGAUAAGAUGAUUACAAAGAAAAAAGGCAGAUGCUCACGAAGCAGGAAGCACUCAUCAUCUUCAUUUCAUUCAGUCAGAAGCACAGUAUCCUCAGUGAGCCCAAGGAAAAGCAGAUCUCAGAUAAGGAACACAUCACAUUCUAAAAAACGAUCACACUCGCCUUCACGCAUGGAUUCAUGCUCUGUGGAUGUAAACAGUGAGAGUGAGCCAGAGGAAGGAGAGAUCAUGGGGUCAGAAGGGGAGAAAGAACCUUUUUCAUCAUCAACAUCUCUGUCUGAUUCUCCAGUCACCUCCCCAGCUCCAGACAGCCCUGUAAACACAAUGCAGCCACCAGAAGAAGGAUGGCCUCCAUGUAUAAGGGUUACUGUAGUUCGGUCUUCUGUCCUGCAACCUGGAACUCUCUUCAUCCUUACAGCUGAUGCAGUUGCCACCAUCGGCCGAGAGAAGGACAUGGAUCAUGCCAUUAGGAUUCCAGAGAUGGGAUCUCAUGCAGAGGUGUAUUUUGAUCAAGAUCACCAGUGUUACAUGUUGGUUGACCUGGGUAGUCAGAAUGGCACAGUUAUUAAUGGCAGCAGAAUAUUACAGCCUAAAGUGCGCUGUGAUCCCUGCCCUUUGACUCAUGGUGAUGAGGUGAAGCUUGGUGAAACAGUGUUGUCCUUUCACAUUCACUCAGGCACCGACACAUGUAAUGGAUGUGAACCAGGACAGGUCCGAGCUCACCUGAGCUUUCACAGACGGGAAGAAAAUGCAGGGUGUGUGUUGAGUAAGGAGGACAAAGAGAUACAGAGACACAGAGAGCUUAAGCUGAUAAAAAUUAAAUAUGGUCUUAAAAACAGUGACUAUGAAAACAGUCAUAAAUGCAAUAAAUACAAGGACAGAGCUGAGAGCAGGAGACAGACAGUAGGAAGUGAGGGAACCUUCUACAGAGAUGACGCUCCAGCCUCGCUACAUGUAGAGAUUAGUGAGAAGAAUAAGGGUCGACAGAUGCUGGAGAAAAUGGGCUGGAAGAGUGGAGAAGGACUGGGCAGAGACAAAGGAGGCAUCAUUGAGCCUGUUGAGCUGCAAGUGAGACGGGAACAGAGUGGGCUUGGCUGUGUGGGGACUGUCUCAGUGAAUGCAGUGUCUCUUGGCCACAGCAAGAGGCAGCAGAACUGGGAGCAGGCGAGAGAGCGUUUCCAACAAAGCCACCUAGAAAUGCACACAUCAAAGCAGCCACAAAACUGGGUCAGAGGGCAGCCCGACGAGUGAGCGCGAAGACUACAGAAAAAGAUUUUUUUAUUUUGUUUAGUUAUUAACAAAUAUAUUUCAGCUGAUUUGUAAAGGAAAUGUCCUAUGUAUUCUCUUUGUAGUUAUUAAAUGCAUUCCUACAGUAA